Molecule: messenger RNA, 18317 nt
Organism: Anastrepha ludens (Mexican fruit fly)
Lineage: Eukaryota; Metazoa; Arthropoda; Insecta; Diptera; Tephritidae
Gene: sty
Product: protein sprouty
Exons: 2
Coding region: 8668-10662 (664 amino acids)
Biological process (GO): negative regulation of fibroblast growth factor receptor signaling pathway; negative regulation of MAP kinase activity; negative regulation of Ras protein signal transduction
Cellular component (GO): cytosol; membrane
Source: RefSeq, a predicted model, not a curated record
CUCGAAACUGAGUGAAACGUGUGUAUAGGAGUUGCGUGCGGGCAACUCUCACUUGCACAUCAGUUGCUAGAAAUAUUUUCGUGUAGAUGGUUGGUUUGUAUAACGUCGCAAACGAGCGAGUGUGUGUGUGUGUAAAUAUCCGAGAGUCUUGUGCGACACUAACGAAAUAAGCGAAGCUAAGGCAAUGGGAUAUAAUACUUUCGUAUUUUGUUUUGUUCUGUGGUUUAUAAAAAUAAGUGGUGAAAAGCAAAAUAUUUUAAAUUAAUGUAAAUAAUAUUACGUUUUUAGUUUAACGAAAAGUAACGCCUGUGAGAAAUGUUGUAAACCUUUUUGUAAUGCUAUUGAGUGCCAAGUGAUUUUUAUACACACUUUCUUAUUUAUAAAAGUGUGCCAAACGACUUACCUACCGAGAUAAUAUAACAGAAGAUAACAAGGUUUAUAAGAAAAAUGUAAUGAAAAACAUUUAUGCGUAUAUGUGCAUUUGCAUUUUCGAAACAAUUUUAUAUAAAUUUCCAGGCAAUUGUGCAGGUGUAUUAAAAUAAAUAAAUUAAUAUUCAUUAACAAACAGCAAACGCCUUGUUACCAUAAUAUAUACAAUUAACACAAAAUUUAAGCCAAGUACACAAAAGUUCCAAAACAACAACCGUUGCAGUAGCCAGUCGAUUUUUUCCUCACUGAACAGCAGAAUUUAAUAUGAAUUGAAGAGUAGUACAAUUUAUUUAAGGUGCAUACAAAAUAAUUAUUCCUAAAAAUAUCUCAAAAUGUCUAAAGUGUCCGGACCUACUCCUACAAAACUUCCCAGAGCACAUCCAUCCAUUAAAAACAGUCUGGCAAAUGGCUGUUUCACCUUCCUUGUAUACCCCUUCCCUCUCUCCCUACAUUCCAACUUUCCUCAUUUAUACAUACAUGCGCAAAUGCAUGUGUGUAUGUAAUCCUCCCUUACAACAAUUUCACACUCACUCUCCGACAAGCUCUCUGCCAACGCGUCCGCUCACUUGCUUUUCUUCCCAACACUGCCCACCGAAACGUCCGUUUGUGCCAUCGCACAAGUGCAAAUUCAUUCAUUUCAUUGACAAAUGAAAGCAACACAAGCAGCAACAACAAAACAGUAAUCAAAAAUAUUCAGGAAACAUUUAUAGCAAGUAUGUGGUGUGCAUGUGUGUAGCAACGACAACAACAACAAUAACAGCGAAGGCAACAAUACAAAUCUAUAUCACACCGGCGAUCGAGAAAGCGUAACAAACAAAAUUAGCAGUCACAAAAAAAUAAAUUGCGAAAACAAAAAAAAAAGGCAAAACACAUGAAAACGAACAUAAAAAAAAAUUUAAUAUUGAAACACAUGUAAAAAAUAAAAACAAGCCUUCAUAUUGUACAAAUUUAUAUACAUACAAAUGAACAUAUCUAGUAUAUCUAUACACAGUCAUACAUAUAAUAUAAUAAUGAAAAAUAAUUGAAAAUUUGCUCUCGAGCAGCAGCAAUGGAAACUGUGGGAUGAGGGUGGUUGGUGCAUGCAGUAAAUGAAAAACGGAAACAGUCGAUCUAGAAGCUGCCGUAAAAACACAACAUGUACGUAUGUAUGUAUGUACACAUUUGGAUGUUACAAAGAAUGGCAACAUCAAUUGCAGCGUUAGCAACAACAAACUACAUAUAUGUAUAUGUAUGUACAUACUAGUUUAAACAUACAUAUACACAUACAUAUGUAUGCAUGUAGUAAACCACUUGAGUUGGCUCGACAAAACCCACAUUUAAAGCCAAUUUGUAACGAUCGCAAUGGGAAUCAAAGCAGUGGGGCUGGCUGGGCAGACAGCCUCCUUAGUGUGCUUCAACAACGCCAACUACGAUUACAAACCACAACAACUCGAACACAUGUAAACUCGUACAAACAUAUACAUACAUACAUACCAACUAAAUAACAACAGUCGCAACAUCUUUACAACAAUAAUCGUCAUUAAUUUCUGCGUCCGUCAUGUGCCCUGUUUGACUGUGGACCGACGACCACGCUUGGUUAACAAGCCACCACAGCUGUCACUGUAAACGCGAUCCGGUUCGCGAUCCCUCAACACAAGUACGACACACCACGGCGUUCAACAUGGAGAUGGCGGUCCAGUCAGUCUCUCAAUCCAACUAACUAGAAUGUACACAGCCAUAUAUAUAUACACACAUACAAAUUUACUCGCUUAUGUUUAUAUAUGUACAUAUGUAUGUAUGAAUGUAUGAAAUGUUCAGAGUUGUGCGACUUAAAAAUCAGUUAGUGAAGACUUAACUUAACUUAACAUAAGAGGUUUAAGAACUUUUACUUAACACGUCAAUGUUUGUUUAAAUAUCUUCUAUUACAACUGUUUAACAGUUCGGAUCAAAUACAUUUUUUUUUCAAAGAAAAUUUAUCUCUACAUUUAUUUUCAAGAAUUAUAAAAUCGAUUAUAUGGCAAGCCCGUUUUUCCUACCGCUUCCAAUUUACAUAAGACCGAAACUCAACAACUUAAAGUUUAGAGGUUCUUAAGUCUCUUAAGUUAAGUUAAAUUUGAAGUAAUCGUUAAUGCAGCUUACCAUAUAACGAACUGUCUAUUAAAAUAAGUUAAGUUACGUAAAUUAAGUCUACACUAACUGAGUUUUUAAGCGAAUUGGUGAUUCCGCUGCUGAUCCAAUGUUGAAUAAGUUAACUGAUCAUGUAGAUCGUUAACGCAAGCAUGUAUCUACAAACAUACAAACAUACUUACAUACAUGCAUGUAUGAUUGUGUGUUCAUAGCCAAACUGAAAGAGCAAAAAUUGCUCAUUCAGUUCAUUCAGUAUUCAACUGCCACGAACAUAGCGACUGCGACAGCGGAUGAGGGCGAUCAACACGAUUAACAAUAUGAUCAUCAACAUACAAACGCAUACACAUACGUGCGUGUAUGUACGCAUGAUAUUCUUAUAUAUGCUGUGUACCCUUGGGUACGCAUCAACACUGAAUCACACAUAAAAUCAUUGGUUCCUUACCUUAUUGGUUCGGCUACCUUGCCCUGCAUCUUACUAUGUUAAUGAAUUUAACAUAGGCUUAGGAUGCUAACCCAUGGUGUUUAGCAAUAGCAAUCAGGGGUGAACUGUUUCUGAAAAGUGAGUGCUGAAUUCACAACUGAUUUUUUGUCUUUCACAAUUGAUUUCGAUGUUCGAGUCUUCGCUAGUGCAAUUAAAUAUGAACAUUUACUUUUUAACUUUUGAUUUGUGGUAUUUUAAAUUCAGGCCGCCGUAGCCGAAUGUGUUGGCAUAUAAACCUGCUUGAAGCAUUGAUGUUUUUGAAACUGUAUGGUUUCACGAAUCUGAAUUUCCGGGCUGCAUGGCUCUGUUUCCGAUAUUUAUUCUAAAACAGGAAAUAAGAACAAUACUAUACAGAGUUUAAUACUAUGCUUGGCGGCCGCCGUAGCCGAAUGGGUUGGUGCGUAACUACCAUUCGGAAUUCACAGAGAGAACGUAGGUUCAAAUCUCGGUAAAACACCAAAAUUAAGAAAAACAUUUUUCUAAUAGCGGUCGCCCCUCGGCAGGCAAUGGCAAACCUCCGAGUGUAUUCCUGCCAUGAAAAAGCUCCUCAUAAAAAUAUCUGCCGUUCGGAGUCGGCUUGAAAUUGUAGGCCUCUCUCAAAUAGGAGGAGGAGCUCGGCCAAGCACCCAAAAAGGGUGUACGCGCCAAUUAUAUUUAUAUAUAUAUAUAUAAUAUAUGUAUAUAUAAUACUAUACCUUUGAGGGAAUAAUUUGAACGCCAUCAAUAUUCAUUGCUAAAUCACAAAGCCGCUACACAAAACUGAAUUUCAAAUAAGAUAAAUAUGAAAAAAUCUAACGAGAUAGACCUUAUGCAUAUUUACUUUCUUUGUGUAGUUAAAAGACAGUUUGGUGUAUAAUCAAAGGCGAAAUAAGCCGGUUCUAUAUUUGUUAAAGAAAGUUUUCAGAAAAAUCAUAGUUGUUUCAUUCAUAUUCGGUGAAUUUUUUUUAGUUCGAAACCAGAUUUAAAUUUAAAUCCACCAUGAACUGGUAUUAAAGUUGGUUUUAAGCACCAAAAUUGCCCUUAACUAUUGAAAACUAAUAAGAAUAUUUAAUUUUCAAGAUAUUGAAAGAGAUUUUAAGACACCUUCAUCCAUUUGCGUUAGUUGAAAACGUAUUUUAUCAACAAAUACCAGGUUAAUUUUAACCAAGGUUAAUUUUGAGUCACUUUAAACUGAUACUUGAUUUCACCAAAAUUUAAUGGGUAAAUUUUCUUACCGAAAUUAUUCUAAAAAUUCUGAUUAAAAUGUUUGAAAUUUUUAUUAAAAAUUUAUAUUUUAUGAAACUGGAAACAUAUAGCAAGAGACAGGAAUCUCGUAGAGAAGACUAAAACCCCCACGGGUUUUAACGCUGAACGGAGAGAAAAAACAAUAGAAAAUGUGUCAGUUUGUUCAGUUUCAAAAAUUAGCAGUCCGCACAAAUUAAAGUUUUUUAAAAAGUGUGGGUGCAUGUAAAGUUCUGUCUAGACCAAAUUCCUCUGCUUUCGUCUACGUUUAUUUUACUAUAUCCUAUCCGCCAAACCCUAUCCAUAAGCGAAUUAGCUUACCAUUCAUAUUUUAAGUCAUGACUUGAUCACAUCUGAUUUCAGCGAUGAAAAUGCAGCAAUCGCUACCUAUGGUAUGCAGUACCUGAGGCGAUGUAUGUACACUUGCCAGGAAAAGUAUCCGUACACAAUUGCUGAUUUGUGUUAUUCAACAACCAGAGCUUAACAUGAUAUGCAAAAUUCUAGGGUCACUAUCAUGCUGAAACCAGAAUCCCUCACCAAGAAAAUUGAUCCAUUGUUGACUCUAUAAAAGCAAGUUCUCCAACUCCUUGCGUCGCCAUACACCCCCAAAUCAUCACACCUCCUCCACCAUGAUUCACAGUUGGUAAACGAUUUUCUUUUCGAGUGCAGUACCGCUCUUACGACAUACUAAUUUUCUUCCUUUAAUGCCAAAUAUUCAAUAUUUGCUUUCAUCCGAAAAUAGAACACAUUCCCAAAAUUCUGGAGGUUUGUACAAUACAUAUUCGUUUGUAAAAUCCAUGCUUUUUUCUGUUGAUAUGUACGGUUUUCUACGUGCUACACGUCCGCGAUACCCAUAUUUUUAAGUAUUUUACGUACAGUAUCGUCGUGCAAUGUCGGGAAAUGUUUUUAUAUAUUUGAGAAUCCGUAAUUCGAGGAUUAUUUUUCACUGAUUGCAAUAUGGUUCGUUUUUCACGUAUGGUCAGCUUGGUAGGUCGACCAGAACAAUUGAACCAGUUGUGUUGUAUGUUUGCACGACAUACUGCACAGAAGAGUGACUUCUUCCCAUGAUUUGGCCAAUUUCGCGGAAAGAUUUGCCUUCAUUUCUAAGUUUCAGGAUAAUUUUUCUCUCGCCAACACUAAUUUCCUUAGUUUUGAGGGCCAUCACUAUUUCUUGUACACAAAAAAUUUAAAACAACUCCAAAGUAAUGUAGUCACAGCAAAAUCAGUUACAAACUAAAAUAAAACCGUCAACGGGUAUGAAUAAGCCACUGCGCUGAAUCCCUGUUUUUAUGUGUACGGACACUUUUUCUGCUUCGUUGAAGGAAAGUUUUCUGUUUUUGUUUCGUAAAAUUCAAUUUUUAAGAAUGUACUUAGGAAAAAAUGUUUAGAAAUUGUAUAGAAAUGACUGACUAAGCAUUUCUCAUAAAAGUUGAAAAGGUUUUAGUUUUUUCUACAAUGGAUUUCUUAAUAUGUUGCUAUCACUUCUUUGCAUACGGAUACUUUUUCCGGCAAGUGUAUAUGUAGGUAAAUAAAUCAGGGGCAUACUCAAACGAGUGUAGGUCUAACUAUAUGACGACCAACCCGGUAUGUCAGCUUUUAUUGCCGUCAGUUGGCAAGUUUGACUACACAUGUAGAUAUUACGCCUCGUACUAUUACGUAUGUAUGUAUGUAUAUGAACAUGGAGGUAUGUUUGUUUGUAUGGACGCUCAUCCGGCCCCAUCCGUUCGUCUAAUUACAUACAUGGCACGUAUAUAUGCAUAAAUACAAAAACACACACAUACUUAUGUACAUAUAUGCAUACAUAUGCUUACAAACAUCUGUUCACACGAACCUAAGCAACGUAUAAUGGCCGGUCGGCUGAUCAUUCGGUUAUUUUGCUGCCACAGCAAAAAUUUGAGAAUGAAAAAUUCGUUCAAUUAACAAAAACGAUUGAAAAAAAAACUGAAAAAAAGUACGCAAGCGAAGAAAGAGACCAAUAAAAUCGAAAGAUGUAGUAUAAACAGCGGAAAAAUGAAUUGAAACAAGUUCUACCCACAUACAUACAUACAACAUAUAUAUGUACAUACGUCAGUGUACAGCUGUGUGCGGAAAGGGCGAAUUUAAUGUGUACUUCCAGCGAAUUGGACAUGGAAAUAUUCAUAUAAGCAUGCCUGACUAUGCUCACAUUCUCAUAUGCAUACAUACAAAAACACCUAUCUAUGUGCAUGCACAAAUAUCAUACAUACAUAUGUAGGCAUAUCUACACCCAACCAUAAAAUGUUAUAAGAGUUCCAUGUAAACAGGUAUACGCAUGCAACGAUUUACACUUACGAAGUACUUUCAUUUUAUAAAAUGGUAAUCUUUUUGUUGUUGCUGGCAAUCGUGUUGAUCGUUCGAUGGCACCGGCAUUCAUUAAAUUUCAUUCAUUUCGAAAUGAAUUCGCCGCAAGUGGGCGAUCGCCAACACACUGAAAUACUGUAAAAUAAAAACUAAAAAAAGCAUACGAGUGCACAAUGACUAUAAAUGCCGGCAAGGAACUCAGCAUCACAAUGUUUUUUAAUGUUGAGCAUGCAAGAGAGUUUGAGCAUAGUUAUAGGAUUUUAACAUUCAUAGCACUAUGAUCUCUACUCUAGUUUGCUUCUCAUAAACAAAGAAAUUUCCGAAAUCACUCGAAGCGAAUUGGGUUUUUGUUUUUAGAACAUUUACCAAUUCUUGCUACAUACCGCGUCCAACACGUAUACGAUUUUGUUCUCUCUGCCUCUACCUUCGCAAAUUUGUUAUCGUGAACUGCUGCUGCCGCACUCUCUCCACUCAAAUAUUCCCACUCCACACAUACUUAUAGCUUUCUGUGCUCAGUUAUACUCUGCGCCCACUGCAUUCGGUACUUGUGUGCGCUGUUUUCUUUGGUAGUAUAGGUGAUAGAUGGCAUGUGGGCAUUAGCAGCAAGAAGGCAAAAAUUUUGUCGGUUGGCGGCUCGUCGCGCACAUUAGCGUAGUUCAUUUCGCUUAAAAAAGUUUGUGAGUUAAAAACUCAUCAAACCUAGCGCUCGUCGUGCUAUCAGAUCAUAAGCGUGUGGAACGGAUCAAACGGUGCGCGGAUAUUUUAUUUUCCAAUUUUUCUUUUUUCGUAUUUGUACCGAACGAAAAGGCUCAUUCACUGAAAAGAAAACAAAAAAAAAAAAACGCUAUGAAAUUGACGAAAAAUAUACAUUAAAUGUAGUGAAAAGAUUUCCGUCAUAAAAAUAUUCAAAUGGACUAUGUUGUUUUGUUGAAAGUGCAGUGAAAAUAUACAAAAUUCAUUCAAUUCUUCAUGUGCGUCCAAAAAGUAAUAAAAAUUGGAAAAUUUUUAAACUUUUACUUAUUACUUUUUACUGUUCGAAUAGAAAAAAGCAAAAGAAAAUAUUUACACAAUUACCCUCAAGGAAAAAGUGACAGCAACAAAGGAAUUAUCUAGCAUUAAUUGUAAAAAGUUUGCGUGAAAAAUAAUAUUUAUAUAUAAAAAAAUAUUUAACUGCUUUCGUAAUUUUCUUGGAAAAUAAAUUCGUUGAACACGAAUUCGUUGGGCAGUGGGUUGGAAAGCAAGCUAAUACCGGAAAUAUUUUUUUGCUCAACAAAAUUUUUACUUAGUUUUUCUACAAAAUCUCUAAUGUGUGCAUUUGCAUGUAUAUUUUUAGAUACUUCUUCAGCUGACAUAAGCCGAAGUUAAAGAAAUAUACAAAGCUGAAUGGCGAUAAAGUGGAAAAUAAGUGAAAUCAAAACAAGAAAAUCUAAGCAAAAGAAAAACCGAAAAGCAAUUAACAAAAAUUGCCGAUCCAAACGAAAAAUUCCAAAAUAUUACACACAUCCGAAAAAAGAACGUCGCGAGUUUUUUACGUGCUGCGAAUGAAAAAAUUAAAAAUUCAUACAUCAGUAAAAUUAAACAUACACAUAUAUACAUAUUUUAAAAGCCGUUAUCAGCAAGUAUUUUGGCGAAACAGUGUCAAAACAUUAUUGACACGAAAAAGAAAAAAAACGCGAAUGUGUCUGUUAAAAAUUGAAUAUAUUUAAAAUUUACAUUUAGUUUCGUUUUCUCGCCAUUGCAAGGAAAAAGUGCUUAUUUUCUCAUUAAAAAAUUUUCAAGAUACGAAAUUUAAAAGAAAAAAUUAAAAUUAUAUAUUCUGCAAAAAAUUUGAAAAGAAUAAUUUAUAUAGUUUAUUUCAACUGCUUUGCUGACUUGUGGAUGUGUAUUUGUAAAACAACGCUUGGAUUGCUUUUAACAUUUAAUAAAGUCAAUCGCUUCACAUUCAACGCAGCGCUAAUUGAUUACCUUUACUUCGAAUCGCAACCUGUCGAUUUGGCGUCAUCAUUUGCUAGAUUCCUUGAACAACAGAGCAAAAUAAUGAGGGAAACUGAUGGUCCACGGCUAAGGUACCGAGGGCACUGAGGUUUCUUCAACACAAGUUUGAAAAUUACAUGGAUCGUAGAAAUGGCGGCGACAUUUUGGCGCCACCACGGCCCCCAAAGCACUUACCACGUGUACAUCGUCCUAGAGCACCCGAGCCAGAUACUAUGUUAAACGAAAUACAAAUGCAACAGGAGUGGCAGCAGCAACAGCAGCGGGAACAAGAACAGCAGCAAAUGACGACGACGGCAGUGACAUCGGCAACCACGACGAGCACCGCAACACCGCAAUGUACAAAUAGUAAUAACCAGCAAUUGCAGCAUAAUUUCAAUAGCAACAAUUUUCCAAGUCAAUAUAGUAUUACGGGCGUAGACCGGGGUGUUACUACGAGUGGUCAAAAUGAUAAUAUUGCUAUCGCUAAUACACUGAUGCAACCAGAAUACGAAGAUUACGAAAUCCAUCAUUUGACGAUACUGCCACAACGGCCAACUACCCUAAAUCUAAGCCGCAAUAACAGUCACGUAAGUAACACAUCUUCUUCGUCGUCGUCCUCCAUAACUGCGGCAAAUACUUUUACACGGCGAAGGCAAUCACCGCCCACGCCAGGUGCUGCCGCACGACUACUUGUUAACAACAAUACAAUCAGCAGCAACGCUCGAAGUCAGUCGAGCAAUAACAGUGGCCUAAGUGGUGGCAUCACUGGUUUACUCAGUCAUUUCCAUAGCACCGAACCAGCUGUUGCUGCAUCAGUCACGCUGGCUCAACCGCGACCCGAGUCCCAGAGGCUCACCAAUGAGUACGUGGAUACUCCGUUCCGAAAUGCUGUAGGCAAUACGGUCAUACCGAAUCAGUUGCAGCUGCAACACGCUUCCCGUUCACAACAUCCAGCGGGACAGCACGAUGGCGGCCAAACGACAACGCACCAUCUACUACUGUUGCCCCAGCGUGAAUUCCGUCUGCAACAACAUCAGCAUCAGCAACAGCAGCACCAACAUCAGCUACAUUCGAACCGCUUGGCGGGAACAGUGGGUUCGGCGAUCGUCGCGACGGGUAUCGAUGGCACAGACGGCUUCUUACAUUCGAAUCAUAAUCACAAAACGCCCACGUCCACUGCAACAACGACAACAACCUGCCCGCAUACCGGCAAGGUGAUUCCAGUCGCGCAGAAUGGAAACAAUAGCGGCGGUUUAGGCAGCUUCACAAGCUCUCUAAAUACGGAACAGCCAUUUACGCCGGCAAUAACAAAACAACCCGCCUCAACGACAACCAGCCAAACAUCGCACGUCGACAGCAGCAAUUGCAAAUUUGCUAAAGAUUUACCCGCAUUCGAUGACUUGCUAACCAUGCACAAUAUAGCGACAGGCAUCGCUACCCCACAAGGCAUGAUAUCCGCUGUACACGGUGCUAGUCCGCUUGGUACACCCAUUAUCAUUGGUGGCGACACAUCUUCCCUAACUCAGAUCACCUGCCCACGAUGCGGUCAUUGCCGUUGCGAACAGUGCCAAAGUCCACCACACCUGCCGCAAACGUGGCUCUGCAACAAGACCUGCCUAUGCAGCGCCGAAUCAGUCAUCGAUUAUGUGUCGUGUUUAUGUUGCGCCAAGGCAUUAUUUUAUCAUUGCGCUCGCGACAAUGACAUGGACUGCGAUGACGGCUCCGGUACACCAUGCGUCGACAAUCCCUGCUCAUGUGGGCCCUAUAAACGUACACAACGCUGGGGUUGGCUGGGCGCACUAUCGCUUGUAUUACCCUGCCUUUGGUUAUAUUGGCCUAUGCGCGGUUGCGUAUCCUUCUGCGAAAAAUGCUACGGACGAAUUGUAGGUCGAGGUUGCCGUUGCCAACAAACAGAUUCACCAACCAACAUCAUACCAAUCUCGCAAUUGGGUCUAACUGGAAAUGGCAACAGUGGAACGGCAAGCAUUUUAAGCAGCAACAAUGCUGGCACAGAUAUGAUAAAAUCGGCCGAAACACACCAUCAUCAUAAUCAUCAUCACCAUCACCAUCAUAUGCGAAAAGGCGAUCUGACGCCCAAGAAACGACUGCUCGAUUCGAAUGGCGAGUACUAAAAGAAAAUAGAGUAAUAAAUGAAAAUAGAACAUAUGAAUGUUAAGGAACAUGCCAUUUAACUAGCGUACUACCGAGUACAAGUUGGAUCGGGUUAGAAAAAGAAAAAUAGGAACCACUGCAGGCGGUGGGUUGUGGCGAGUGCUAGGACUUAGAAAACGGGAAGGGAAGUAUGAGAGUUAUGUUUGGGCGGAGCGGUAGAAGUCCUAGUUCAGCUGAGUGCAAAUCACGGGAUUUCAGUGCUUAUUGCAAAACACAUUCAGAUUAUUAACGGCGCUAUCGAGCAACAGUAUUUAAAUGUACAAUGACUUGCAUUUAGAAUACAAAACUAGCUUCCAAUCCAUCACCCUCACUGUGACUCUCUCUCUAACUCUCUUUCAUUCUCGAUGCGCCUUCUGUUUGAGUGCACCCUUCAAAUCAGCAAUGUUAGAAGUUUUUUGUAAAUAACUAAAAGAGAAAGCGAUGCCGCAACAAACGUAAGACAACUUUUUUUUCAACAGAUAACUGUUUGUAAAUAAUUAUUUCUUAAAAUAAUAAUGAACAAGCAAUUGAAGCGCGUUUGGGCAAUGAACAGUUGAAGACAGAGAGCAAAUGAAAAGCGCGAUCUGUUGCAGCCUUCAACACUCUCAUGUGUUUAUGUACAUAUACGUAUGAUUGAGAUACAUAUAUUUAGUUGCCAUUUUGUUCGUAUUUUAAUACAAAAUGUACAAAUAAAUUCUAGCCGCUGGAUAGGGAUUGAAAGACGACUGACUCUAUGCUACAAAGCACCAAGCCCACCACCGCGGCAGUUGCCUAGGGGUCGAGGAAGCUAGCACCGCCACAACGUCAAAAUCAAAAACUUUUUGUGCCCAAUUUAUGGGCUAUUUAUGGGCUAAUUUUGGGCCGCGACAAAAAUUUUUGGGCUCUUCUCAAUCUAGAAUCAUUGACACUUCAAAGUGGCGGUGCCAGCUGUAAAAUAGCCAGCACCGCCACAAUGAUAACUCGAGAACGGUUGGUCGUAGAAAAAUCUCAAGCAUAUCAAAAUUUUGGGCUAUUUAUGGGCUUUCAAAUGCAUACAAACAAAACAAAAAAAAACCACCCCCUCUGUGUACACUAACACCCCCCUCCUCAACUUGCGUGAAUAAAAAUUACAAAAAAAUAUAAAAAUUUUUUUUUUUGCAACUGAAUAGUGUUGAGUAGCAAGUAACUUUGAUAAUAGUGCUGUGAAAAAAUUUUAGUUUGUCGUUUUCAUUAUUAUUUACAGGACAUAUGCAUGUGGGGGUGUCAGUUUAUGCAGAGAGGGUGACUUUUUAAAAAUUUGUUUAUAUGGAUUUGAAAGCCCAUAAAUAGCCCAAAAUUCUGAUAUCCUUGAGAUUUUUCUACGACCAACCGUUCUCGAGUUAUCAUUGUGGCGGUGCUGGCUAUUUUACAGCUGGCACCGCCACUUUGAAGUGUCAAUGAUUCUAGAUUGAGAAGAGCCCAAAAAUUUUUGUCGCGGCCCAAAAUUAGCCCAUAAAUAGCCCAUAAAUUGGGCACAAAAAGUUUUUGAUUUUGACGUUGUGGCGGUGCUAGCUUCCUCGACCCGUUGCCUAGUGAAUAUGGGCGAAAGAAUAGAGAAUGAAAAAAGAGGAUACUAAAAUUUUAACUGCAAAAUUUUUAUAAACACAAAAACGCAGAACGAAUGAAAAUAAAAUAGAAAAAAGAUAAAAUUAAAUUAAAAUUACAAUGUUGGUAAGAACAAAGUAAAAGGAGAUGAGAAAUUCAUUAUUAAACCACAUAUACAUAUAUUUUAGAUUAAACAUUUUAAUAACCAAAGACUGCAAACAGAUAAUUAUUAAUUAAUAGAAAUGUUAUUUAACAAACAAAAAAAGAAAAGAAAUUAAAAAGCGUAAUGCCUUCUAAUUUUAAUUGUUUAAUAUUUCAUUGCUAAUGUUUAUUUACUUUUCAUAACAUUUUUUUCUUUACGAAACAAAGUUUGAUUUAAUUUGAUUUAACAGUGAAAAUUAAUUACUGUUAUCCCGUCGCUUUCAUUUUUGACAGUUAGAAAUAUUCAAAACGACAAAAUUUAUUAAUUUAAAGUUUCUCGGACACAUAAUUAAAAAAAAAAUUAAAAAAAAAAAAACAAAAAAAAUUGGGUACAAUAUUUUUCCAUAACAUAUUUUUUAUAUUUUUUUACGCUGUUAAUUUUCUUUUUGUUUUUAUUUGUUCACCAUCUAAGUCAGGUCGAAGUGUCACACAUUGACAUUUACAUUGAAUACUUUUUAACAUAAUUCCAUGAAAAAAAGAACGAAAAUAAAGCAACAAAAAAUAAAUCAAUUGUAUAUAUGAAAUAGAAAACCAGGCUCUUUUAUAGGAACGAGAGAAAAUUAGAAGUAAACAAAACACAAAAAACAAAAACCAUUAAAAAAAACACCGAAACGGAGAAACUUAGAAUCGGAAUAAAGAAUUGUGUGUAUGAAAAAGCUUAGAGCUCGAAAAAACUACAUAUGGUAUACAUACAUAUGGAUAUACGAAUCAAUAAGGCAAUUUAGGAUACGCUUUUGAAGACACUUGCUACUGAAAAUGUUACAAAGAAGGCUUAUAGGUUAUAAGUAUACAUACACACAUACAUCCAUGCAUCCAUGCAUACACACACAUACACACACAACCAUGCCUAAACAUAUAGCGUACAGUAACUUUUUUUUAAAUGUUUUGUUUUUGUCUUGCAAAAGUACACACAUAGAUACAGAAAUAUGUAGAAUAAGUGAAAAAAUAUGCAAACAUACCAAACAAAUGUAAAUCUGUGUUAGUUAAAAACUAUUACCUUGAGUAUUUGGAUUCACUCCAAAAGUCCAACGGAAUACACUCAUAUUUAACAGUUUUACACUCUUUUUGAGCAAAAAAAAAAAAACAAAAACAAAAAAAAACUUUAAUUAUUUUAAUACUUAAAAAACAAAAACGCAAAUGGAUAUCGUAAAUGUGCGGUGUAUUUCAAAAGCUAUUCGAUUUUAUGAAAGCUACUUGCCUUUAAUGUUCGUUGUACUCCUAAUACUUUGCAUUUCAUACAUUAACUAUUCUUCUGAUUUCCUUAGCAAAACAUACAAAAAAAACAAAAAUGAAUUAAUGAAAUUAAAAAAUAAAGCGAAGUAAAUAUUUAAUCAUAAAAUAUACAAAUGAAUAUAAAUACAUGCAACAACAACAUGCUUGUAUGUAUACACAUAAAAAUGGAAAAAUUAAAAAACAAACAAAUAUCGGAACUUCGUACAAUGUAUUUUAUAUAAGAAACUUUUUUGUAGUGUAAACAAAACAAAAAAAAUAGAAAAAUAAGCAAAACCAGAUAUGAAAUUUGCUAUUACGUGUAUUAUAAAAAGAAGAACGAAAAUAAUUUAUGGUUCAAUUGGUUUUGUGAAAUUAUUUUUUAUCUGUCGUAAGUUCAGUUAGUUGUGUUUUUGCAUUUACCGUGAAGUGAGAAUCGCACGCGCAUGAGCUUUCAAACGAUUCAGCUAUUAUAUGUGUGGGAAAAAGUCUCCCAUCUGUGCUUUUUUAGUAUUGUAAUAAUAAUAUAAUUUGUUCGCAUCGGCUGUAUAAUUUGAUUUCACAAAAAGCCAAAUAAAAAGUUUAACAGCUGCGUCAGUUUUUCAGCAUCAUUUUUCAAAAGCUUUUCAAGUUUCCAAAUUCCAGUUUAUGUUAUUAUUUAAAAAGUUACAAUUUUCAUUGUGCCUUGAAUUUGAACUGAAGAAACACCUUUAGGUUUUUGCUUUAUGUUUCUUUGGUUGUGCAACCCAAUAAACUUAUACCACUGUGCUUUUUUUCGAGAAAUGUGUAAAAACGUCUAUGUGGGGCUUUAAUCCAAACUAAAGCUCCUACCGACAACGUACCGAUCCCGCCGGUACGACCGUUAAAUAUUUCGCCGGGACGUCGUAACUCGAGCUUGUUACCACACACUGUUUAAAUCAUCUGAAGAUUAUACUAGUGUGCACUCAACGGCCUCGGUAGUCUAGCGUAAGUGAACUAGCCUGCCAUCCCAGAGGUUGUGUGGGUACGAAUCCCACGUAAAGCACGGUCCUCGCACUUUUCCAAACUUUUUUACUUUCCUAGUUUCUAAACAAAAAAAAAUCCAUUCCUCAACCCCAAAAACCUUAUCCUUCCAAUUCUCACUCCCGCAGAAAAAUCAGCGCAUGAUUUGCAUUUUGACUGCCAACACAAGCAAACAAAAAAAACAAAGAAUGUAGACACAGUUACACAUUGCAUCAGUGGCGCCAGCAAGGGGAAUAGCGCAGACACACCAAAAUUUAGCGAAGUCCUCAACCAUCUGUGUGAUCCUUGUGACAGAAAAAUGUGAAACACAGAUGGCGCUCUAAACAGUUAGAAGGCGUUGUUCCUAAACAACGACAGGUGUAGUGGGAGGACCGGUAUUGACAAGCUAAUACCCUACCUUACCAGAAAGCAAAAAUAGCUUAACGAAACCAACGCAAGACUGAAUCUUGUCGAAGGCCUAUGCUCCCGAGUGGAGUGAACAAGGAAAAAAAAACUCAGCUUUAAAUGAUCAUAGCGUUUUCGAAGUAUUGUACGCAUGUUCAUAGUGGCGCAAAGGUCUGAUUCAUUCAGUACCCGCUAUUCUAGCACUUAACGCAUUGCUAGAAAUGAUACCCAUGAGUAUUGUCAACAAAACUGCCGCUGCACGUGCUGCAAUCAGACUGAGAGACUCGAGUUGCAAGCUAGACUAAGCUACGAACACCACACCUUAUAUACCUUGAAUUUAUACUCGUGGUGGCUAAUCAAUGCACACCCAAGCUGGGUUCGAAUCGGACAUUCUCCAUGCAUAUUUCCUCAAGAGUAGGAUGGGCGAGGUGCAGCGCUAGGAGGCAGGCCUUGGUGAGCCAGUUCACCGUAUAUAGCAGCUUUGAGGUUAAUACUAACUUCAAAGCCGUGAAAUUUCACCAGCAACAUGCAUUUGACUUGUCGUGAAAUGUUGCUACCUAUAUUGAUUGUCAAGUGUGCAGAAACGUCAAAUUUAUGAGCAUCGAAUGUAGACAUAAAAAAAAUUAAAGAAGAUUUAUUUGGGAGGACGUUUCGCUUAAAAAUUCCAUAUAUUCGGAAUAUUCGAACUCAGACACUUUACUCGCAAGCGAACUGUCAGUUUUCUCUCUAUUUUUUAUUUUUUAAUUAAUUUUAUAUAUUUUAAAUGACACGUGCAUAGUUGUGAAAAAAUGUUGCUGGCAUCAUGUUGCUGACAAGUUGCGCGGUAUCUCCACGUAAACUGAGUAUUACUUUGCCGUGAGAUGCAAUUUGUAUGGAUUUCACAGCCAUUUCACGUGAAACGGGAACUUAGUACUAUACUUUAGUUAUUACAUACCUGAUGAAUCUCAUCAGCAGUAUGAGACGUUAACACAAGCGUACGUAGUCAGCGAUCGCUUUUCUCCUGUUACUAACGCCUUUUUUUUCUCUUUUAAAUAUCUCAAAUCUCGAAGCUCUCUAGUGAAUAUUCGACUCAGUUUGCUACGAAUUUGGUUUUUUACUCUAUCGCAAGUUUUUAAUGAAGAAAUUGCUGACGUACAAUAUAAUGACAAUAUAAAGUUUGACUUUCAUUGAAAGCCGAUUAGCGAACUUUUUGCAUACUUUGUUUAUACUUUCUUUUUUUGCGUUUAUUUAUUUACUAAAUUGUAGUUUUUUAUAUUUUAAUUAUUAUUUUUCCCCCUCACUGUUGAAUAAUUUUCUGCUUGUUUCGAAAUUAUUUAAACUUUAUUAGUUGCAAAAAAUUAAAUCACAUUGAAAUCUAACCUAAAGCACUGGCUUGUGAAAAAUUGAUAGACUCUUACAACAAAAGUAACUGCAAAGACAACAUUAACUGUUAACUUAUCACCAGACUCGAUCAUUUUUGGCCUAAAAGCGAUGGACUACAAAAACCAUUAUGAUAUGAACUAGCAAACGCAUGUUGCAUGUGCAUACAUAUAUGUGUAUGUAUAUAUAUAUUUAUAUACAUACAUAAAUAUAUAGUGUAUGUACAUGCGUGCAUAUACAUGUACAUAUAAGUAAAUUAAGCCUAAGCCCUUAAUUAAUCUUAUAUUAUUUAGGUUUUCGUAGCACAAAAAUUAAGUUUGAAUAAAAGUCUACAAAAUUUUAACAUUUGCAUCAUUUUUAUAAAUCUGGAACAUUUUUUUACACUUUAACUAUUUAAAAAAUAACAUUCUUUUAUUUAGAAACUGUAUGGAUAUGUAAAUAAUAUAUUAUAUAUAUCUGUGCAUACGUAUGUUUAUAGUACAUAUGUAUUGUGUAUGUAUAUAUGUAUGUUUAUAUUUGCAUGUUUGAAAAUAAUUAUGACAUGAAUUGUGCAAGCAAACUAAAUUUUAAAGUCUAACUAGGCGAAACUGUAAAUUAUUUCAUGUAAUAGAAAACAUAGUAAAUAAUAAGAAACUAUAACCACUAAACUUAUUUACACUUACAGUUGUAUAUGACUAUGAAAAAUAAAUGUCACUAUCAAAAGCAAAAUUAGGAAUACCUAUAAAUUGAACAAAGAAACAAAAAUCAUAACCCAAUCUAAUUUUAGUUAUUAGUUUUAGUUAUGUCAUUAAAUUUAAAAUAUUUAAUACUAUUAUUAUUAUUAUUAUUAAUAUUAUUACUAUAAUUAAUUAUAAUUACUAUUAUUAUUACCAUUAUUAUUAUUUAAAAUUAAAGAGAAAACUAUAUUAUUGUUACAUAAUGUAAUUAAAAUACAAAUCGAGCGAAGAUAAAACUAAAUUGUGUAUGUAAUUAAAAUAAUAUAAAACUGAGACUAAAUUGACGUGUAAUGCAAAAACACAAAAGAAAAUAUAAAAAAACCACUAAAAAUUAGAAAUCAAUUGAAGCAAACAAAAACGAAAAACCAACUCCUUAUCUUUGUAUGUGUGCAAGUACCCUGCAAGAAGAAAAUGUAUGCGAAACACACACACACACACACGCACACACACACACAUAUGUAGUCAUACAUUUGCAUAACAAAAUUUAACAGUGCACCUUCUUUAUUGGCACUAAUGGAAAAGCCUUAAUGAAGCAAAAGCAGUUAGUAAUUGUACUGUACCUAUACAACAACAAAUUAAACAUCGGUAUACACUAAGAUGAUGUUGAUGUUAGUGUUGAAGAGAUGCGUAUAAGCCGGUGUGUGUGUGUGCGUGUGCAUAUGUAUAUGUAUGUGCGUGUGUGAAUAGAACAAAAUUCGUUUAGAUUAUGUUUUUUCUGCAGGACGAAUAUUAUUUAUUUUUUUUGUAAAAUAUUUUACUACUACUAAUAAAUAAAUCAAAGAAAAAUAGACUCAAUAGGCGAAUGUUAAAAACAAAAUAUUUGUAACUACAAUGCAUAGUAUGUAUGUUAUGCAAUAUAUGCUUAAAUAUACCCAUAUGUAUGUACACGUUAACUAAUAAAAUAUAUAUAUGUACAUACAGUUAUGUAUGUAUGUACAUGUGUACUAUGGCAACCACAGAAAUCAAAUAAAAUAGAUCAAAAAUAACAAAAUUGGCUCCAUGCACGCAUACAUGUACAUAUGUAUGUAUAUCAAAUAUACAUAAAUAGCACAUAUACAAAUGCCCACACAUUCAAACACACAAAAUAAGGCAAAUGAGAAUGAUGUUAAUGAUGAUGCACUCAUAGAGUUGAAGAGAUGACGAUUAUUAUUAUUAAAUAUGGAAUAAAUACACAAAAAAAUGAUAAAAUACUAAAAUUUAAA